CACAGGCUAUCUAAUUACUGAAGAAAAGUCCAUAAUCUCCGACUCCCUCGCGGCCUGGGUCGAAUCGAUCGAUCAUUAUAUAUAUAUAUACUUGGUAUUUGCUUAGAUAUAGAUCGAGAUUGAUAGAUAGGAAUGAUGGUGAAGAAAAGCGAUAAUAAUAUCAUUAAUAUCAAUAAUGAGAGAAGCGGGGUUAGGCAAUACAAGAAAUCUGCUGUGCCGCGUUUGCAGUGGACGCCGGAGCUCCAUGACCACUUCGUCGACGCCGUCGAACAUCUCGGCGGCCGCUACAAAGCAACUCCAAAGAGAAUUGUGCAGUUGAUGGGUGUAAAAGGAUUAAAGAUUUCUCACGUCAAAAGCCAUCUUCAGAUGUAUAGAAACAUGAGGGAGCGAACCACCUUCGAUGUUUUCAUUCCUACGCAAAGCACCUGCAACUUCCGUGAAGAGAGACCACAUUCCACAACUUGGAAUCCACAAGGGCAGACAACGUUUGAAAGAUUAUUAAGGCAAGGUUGUUUGGGUGAGACUAAUGAGGCCAAACAAAUGGGAAGCAGCUACUUUUCUGCUAAUCGUAGUAAUAAUAAUCAAUUUAAUGCAAGUGGGCAUCAUCAACAUCAGGUAUACGUGCAGGAAUCACAGGGAAGUGAGAAGAGUGAAAUGACGAAGGUGGAAGAAAGUGGCGGCGGCGAUCCCUCGAGUGAAAGUUGCAACGCAUAUUUUGACGACAGAAAUAUUGUUUUUGUGGCUUUGAAAGCCGGCGAGACGACGAACCCUCCUCCUCCUCUUCCUCAAGUACAACGUUUGCGGUCAAGUAGAGAUGCCGAAAUCAACCUCGAUUUGUCCAUAGCAUGUCUUUGACGUACCAUUAUUUUCCAUUCGUCGGGCCGGGCCUGGCCGGGCCGGGGUUUCUAUUUUGAUCUAUCGCAUGCAGUAUUAAAUUAGCUAGGUCGGUCUUUGUCCAUACACCAUACCAUUCCCAUAUUUCAUUUGUACCCACCCGGCCCGUCUGAAUUAGAAGAAUUAUACGUGGUAUUUAUCUACAUGAUUCCUUACUACUUCACUUUAAACUAGCUACAUUUAAUGGUUUAAAUAUGAUUUUAAUCCCUUUAAAUAUGACACACUUUGUUUUAGGUCAUUGCGAUUCUGCGAAAUAUUUGUUUGUUUUUCUUU
Molecule: messenger RNA, 1167 nt
Organism: Cuscuta europaea
Lineage: Eukaryota; Viridiplantae; Streptophyta; Magnoliopsida; Solanales; Convolvulaceae
Source: the annotation of a GenBank genome assembly